AUGAUGAGGGCCCGCGGGCUCAGAGCGCGCGACGUCGUUGAGCGUGGCCGAGCCGAGUCGCGGUUGAUGUCGGAGCCAGAAUUGGCGGACCGCAGGACAAUGCUGUCGCCAGACUUAUGGCGGGCGGGCGGCAGUGGUGGGGCGCAUGUCCACCACCACCACCUUAACCUGGGUAUACUUUACAAUGAUUGCGCUUUGCAACGAUGCCUUAACGACAUAAUGUGCAGUUCUGUAAAUUCAAUAUCACUGACACAUUGGCAUAGUUGUGAUAUGCUAGCGCAACGCGAGAUGAAAGAAACGAGGCGCGCGAACUGCAUAGCAGUGAUAGAAGGCCAUACCGGCCCCGGAAUAUGA
Molecule: messenger RNA, 354 nt
Organism: Purpureocillium lilacinum
Lineage: Eukaryota; Fungi; Ascomycota; Sordariomycetes; Hypocreales; Ophiocordycipitaceae
Source: RefSeq, a predicted model, not a curated record